AUCUUAAACACAGAGCCAAAUGUUUUGUGUUAAUCUUGAAUUUAUUGUAUUUUGUUUGCAUGACGCUGGCUUCUUUCUCAGCAAAUGUUUGCCUGAUGCCACUCAAGACCCUGCCCUUGGAGAGCUUGCAAUCUAGAAGGGGAGAUGAUACCUGCAGAGGUCUGGAGUGUGAGGCUUGCCCCACCACCUCAGAAGGCACGCAUUCCGUUUGCUCUGAGCCUGACCCAGUGUGCUGGCAGAAGUCUCUUUAGCUGGGAACUGCAGCUGUGGAAGAUUCCAGUGCAUUGCCCCUCCUAGGCACUCUUCAUCGUGGAUUGACAAGUUGAGAGCAGCAUGUUUUGCCCACUGAAACUCAUCCUGAUUCCAGUGUUACUGGGCCUGAAUGACUUGACUGCUUCCCCCUCUGAGCUAACAGUCCACGUGGGUGAUCCGGCUCUGAUGGGAUGUGUUUUGCAGAGCACAGAAGAGAAACAAGUGACCAAGGUAGACUGGAUGCUCUCGUCGGGAGAGCCUGCCCAGGAUGAAUAUGUGCUCUACUAUUAUGCGGACCUUAACGUAUCUGUGGGGCGCUUCCAGAACCGGGCGUGGUUGGUGGGGGACAUCUCGCGCCAUGAUGGUUCUCUCCUGCUCCAAGAUGUGCAAGAGGCUGACCAGGGAAACUACACCUGUGAAAUGCGCCUCAAAAGGGAGAGCUUGGUGUUCAAGAAAAUAGUGGUGCUGCAUGUGCUACCAGAGGAGCCCAAAGAGUUCACGGUCCAUGUGGGUGAUUCGACUCGGAUGGGAUGUGUUUUCCAGAGCACAGACAAGAAACAAGUGACCAAGGUAGACUGGAUAUUCUCGUCGGGAGAGCCUGCUAAGGAGGAGGCAGUGUUACGCUAUCACCACAAACUCAAGAUACCUGUGGGGUCCCCCCAGAACUGGGGCAACUUCCAGAACCAAGGCCGCUUCCAGAACCGUGUAAACCUGCUGGGGGACAUUUCCCAAAAUGACGGUUCCAUCGUGCUUCAAGGAGUGAAGGAGUCUGACAGAGGAACCUACACCUGCACCAUCCACCUGGGGAACCUGGUGUUCAGGAAAACUGUUGUGCUGCAUGUGAUUCAGGAAGAAUCUCAAACAUUGGUGACCCCAGCAGCCCUUGGGCCUGUGGUCCUGGGUGGUAAUCACGUGGUGAUCAUCGUGGGGAUCGUCUGCGGCACCAUCCUGCUGCUCCCUGUUUUGAUACUGAUCGUGAAGAAGACCCAUGGGAAUAAGAGGUCAGUAUAUUCCACAACCUCGUUGAAUAGCCUGGAGAACACAAAGAAGGCUAAUCCAGAGAAACACAUUUAUACCUCGAUAACUACACGGGAGGUGAUCGAGGAAGAAGACCCAAGUGGAAAAUCAGAGGCCACCUACAUGACCAUGCACCCGGUUUGGCCUUCUCAGAGAUCAGAUCCGAAAAACCCACCUGAUAAUAAGUCAGCCGGGGGAAUGCCAAAGACAGAGCAAGCAUUUUGAAAAGAAAGGAGAGUUCCCUUCACCGUAGGAGUAACAGAGACUCUCUCCUCUGUGUGUCCCGAGCUGCUCUGCCUGUUAUUCUAGACUGUGCCCUGCCAGCUGUCCUCCUGCCUCCUUGCUUGGGCAGAGGGCUGAAGAUGGAGAGUUCAGAGCCUGCAGGAAGAUGGGGUGGCUCUGGAGGAACAGGCCUUGAUGAGGGGAGGGUAACACAGAUGUGACCCCUCUGGAAUGGGACACUAGCCCUGGGGGACCUGGCUGAGCUGCUGCAGUGGCCUCAAGUGCUCCAUCGGAUCAGACCCUUUGUGCAGGUGGUGUUCGUUGUGGAUGCAUUACUGGGAAGAAUCACAGAUGUAGAAACCAAUCCAAAUAAUUGCUUCGGUACAUCAUCUCUAAAUAAAUGUGGUUUGUGGAAA
Messenger RNA from Lemur catta (Ring-tailed lemur), 1907 nucleotides. RefSeq names its product junction adhesion molecule like (gene JAML). Gene Ontology annotation, biological process: neutrophil extravasation; monocyte extravasation; neutrophil chemotaxis. Gene Ontology annotation, molecular function: cell adhesion molecule binding. Lineage: Eukaryota; Metazoa; Chordata; Mammalia; Primates; Lemuridae. The transcript has 11 exons. The record is from RefSeq and is a predicted model, not a curated record. Gene Ontology annotation, cellular component: membrane. The coding region runs from base 334 to 1494 and encodes 386 amino acids.